CUGCAGUCUUGCUAUUCUUGCUACAGUGUUCCGAGUGUGCAUACAAAAUUGCACAUUCAAAAACGCGACGAUAUUUUGUAUACACAUUAGGCGGUUACACACGGACGUGGAUGUCUUAAUACAUAUACGUGCAUACAUCAACGUGCAGACAACAACGUGCAUGGCGCUUUUGUACAGACGCUCGCACAAAACUGCAGUCUUGCUAUUCUUGCUACAGUAUUCCGAGUGUGCAUACAAAAUUGCACAUUCAAAAACGCGACGGUAUUUUGCAUACACAUUGAUGUUUUUGUUUGCGCGUUCACGUAUGUGCGUACAUGUUUUCAGACAUCCACGUCCGUGUGUAACCGCCUCUUCUGACCUGGCCCAUGGGGGUUGUCAUCACAUCACAACAACCAAUCGCGUUUUUGAAUGUGCAAUUUUGUUUGCACAUUCGGAAUACUGUAGGAAGAAUAGCAAGACUGCAGUUUUGUGCGAGGGUCUGUACAAAAGCGCCAUGCACGUUGUUGUUUGCACGUUGAUGUAUGCACGUAUAUGCGUUAAGACAUCCACGUCCGUGUGUAACCGCCCAUUGAUGUUUUUGUUUGCACGUUCAUGUAUGCGCGUACAUGUUUUCAGACAUCCACGUCCGUGUGUAACCGCCUCUUCUGGCCUGGCCCAUGGGGGUUGUCAUCACAUCACAACAACCAUCAGUUUACGAAGAUGCGUUGUCUAUCUAUGUUAAGAUAUCAUUGGGCAUUCCCAAAAAUCCCAAGGCUACUUGGCUCCAAUCGGCAAUCUGAAACGCCACCGCAUUGGAUGAGGUCAAGGAAAAAUCCUGAAGUACUCUAGAGUAGUCCGGAGUACUCCUACAGCGGAACUGGCGGCGGCGGAAACGGCUCUAUCCCUGACCGGCAAUUUUAACCUCACUGUUUUGUUUGUAUUUAUUUAUUUUAUUUGAAUGUUUUGUUUACUUAACUUGUGUUUUCGUUUUGUAACUCUGUACACAGUUUAAUGUGUACAGGUUUGGUUUAACGAUUUCAAUUUUUACAUCAUCAUUAAUCAUGUUAAUCAAAAUACAUCACGAAUUCACAAACAAACAACUUUUGAGCCAUGGGAUCCUUGGAUGUUGCAAAAGAACUGACCACAGAUAUUUCUAAGAAGAUAUUCAAACUUAAACCUCCAGACAGUAAUGGCUUAUUAUUAAACAUUCUUACCUCCAACAACAAGAAAGCCGUAAGAUUCCUACACUGCAGCUUUCAAAAUAACGGCAACAUUCUAGCCCUAGCGAGUAACGAUGAACAAAUUUAUAUCAUAGAUUUCCUGAUGGGAAAAUUCUGGAAACUGAAAAAACUUGACUCACGCACUUAUAUCAAGUUUUCAGAAUGCAACGACAGUCAGCUUUUGGUUGGAAAAUCCAAUGGAGUACUGGAAAUAUUACACAUAGACUCAGGAAAUGUUUUAGCUAAGCUUUUAGGGCACUUGCAUUCAGUUGUUUCGAUAUCUUUUACACAGAAUAAUAGGUGUCUGUCGUCAUCUAAAUAUGAAGCUAUUAUUUGGGAUUUGUUUAGUUAUACUAAACUGCAAGUUUUGUCAUUGGAAGUGGAGUGUGUACUCAAAUUUGUUUUAUUUGUUCCAGUAUCAAAUCAUAUUCUUGUAUGUUACAACGACGAUAUUAUUCAAAUAUGGCAACACAGUAGCUUUGAAAAUCUGAAACAGUUUCACCCGUCUAACUGGAGAAAUCAUUCAGUCAGAUCUCUGAGCUUCACUAAAAAUGGCAAAAUAAUGGCUGUAAGUGGCUUCCAGCCAAUUCUAGCCAUAUUCCAACUAGAUAUUUGGAAAUUGCUGAAAAUAAUUAAUCUACCAGAAUACAUAAAUUCUGUAAGAAAAAUACAAUUUAUUUCCCAGCAUUUUGACGGCGGAUGUAAUAAAUUGAUAGCUAUUCUAUCUGGAAAUGGAAUUAUAUAUUUUUACAAUGUAGAAGAGAACUUUCUGAUAUCAAAACUAAACACAAAAGGUGAAAUAGUUAGCUUCAGCAUUCCUCAUGGACAUAUACAGUACAUUUCAUGUUUAUUGUGUACUGGUGAAGUGGAAGUUUACGAUAUGAACUUUUAUUUGAUGAAAAAUCAAGAAUUGACUAUUGUUAAAGCACAAGAUAGUACGUCCAAAGUGAGAUUGAGAAAUUUUUGUAGGAAAGACACGACGACCAAAUUAAGGAUAGAAAAUAUUCUAGAAAUCGACAAACUCAAAUCCAUAAUCCAAGAAUAUCGAGAGUUCCCAGAAGCUUACCGUUCAAUAAUUUGGGAGAAAAUCUUGAAACUACCCAAUAAUCGUAAACAAUAUAAUACCAUAGUAAAUCACAUGGGUAUUGUGGCUUUUGACAAUUUACAACAACAGUUUCCACUCGAAGAUAAGGUUACUAUAAGAUGUUUAAGGCACGUUUUGAAUAAUAUUGUCACUUGGUGUCCGUUUUUUGCUGAAGUUGACUACCUGCCAUGCUUUCUGUUUCCAUUUGUGAAAGUUUUCCAUAAAAAACCUGUUUCUUGUUUUGAGCUCUGCUGUACCAUCAUUAUUAAUUGGUGUCAGCAUUGGUUUGAGUACCACCCCUUGCCACCAGUCAAUAUUUUAGCCAUGAUAGACAAUAUGCUAAUGGAACACGAUGCUUUGCUACUUCAGCAUUUUUCCUUGCACAAAAUCAAACCAAUUUUAUAUUCCUGGUCUUUAUUGGAAACGGCAUUUUCUGAAUUGCUCACUACACAAGGUUGGCUUAUGUUUUGGGAUCAUGUUUUUAUUAACGAACCAGCCUUUUUGUUAUGUGCAGUAAUAGCUUAUUUGAUGCUCCAGAGGAAGCAAUUGCUAGUAUUAACAAAAGCAGAGGAUUUUCUUCAUUUUUUCUACUCUCAGAGACCAUUGGAUACAAAAACGUUAAUCACGAAAACCUAUCAUAUUUUGAACCAUACCAGCUCUAGCAACCAUCCUAGACAAUACCUAAGUAUGUUUACGUGUUUAACUUGUGGUAGUUAUCCAAUAUUUGAUGAAUAUCCAAAAGAAGUUGUAAACUUUCAAGUGGAACACAUGAACCAUUUAGAUCAUCAAUUGAAGGAAACUAAAAGCCUUAGAGAAACUAUUUUAAGAGAAAAAGGAAAACAAACAAGAUUGAAUGAGAUGGCUGUGAAAAAUGAGGAAGAUAGAAGAAUGAUUGAAGUUGAAAAAGCUGCAAUUCAAAAAAUUAAAAGCUAUCAACAAAAUUUACUUAACCAACAAGAAGAAUUGAAAGCGAUGAGACAAGAGUUGAUAGACCAAGAAGAAGCUAUUAUAGAAAAUACACAAAAAAUGUAUAGAGGGGACAUUAGAAAUGCUGGAAAUAUGGAAAUAUUGACAAAUGGCAUUGAUGUGAGCGGGAAAAACAACAAAAUAGACAUAAACAAUUUGCAAGAAGCCUACAAACUGGAGCAGUUGGAUUUACUAAGAAAAAAUCAGAAUUUAAAACUGGACCGCACUUCCCAUAUCCUCAGUCCAGACUUUACUGAUCAGCUGUCUUCAGCUCACAAAAAGACUAUGGACUUGAAGGAGAUGAUUAAGAAUGCCAAAAUUGGACUAGAACCGCCUAGAAAAGCGGAUGUUGUUUUGACAAUUGCCGCAACAAACGAGCUAAUUGAUAAAAUUAAACUUGAAUUGGAAAAUGAAAGGUUUUUGGACAAACAUGAUGACACGAGAGAGAACAUGAAGGUGAAACAGCUAGAAAAGGAAACUGAAGGUUUGCAGAAGGAAAUUUCGCAGCUAUUGAGAGUUUUAUCAGAAAAACGUAGUGAAGAAGUAUUACCUGCAUAUUCUAGUGCAUCAAAUGGCGUUGGUCCUAAUAAAACAGUCAGAUUUUCCAAGAAAACUAAACGCUAAAAUGUGCUAUACAAUUAUCAAAGGCGACAGGGUAGAUUUUGUGAUAAUUUUGGAAUUCCUAUGGAGGUUUCUAAGUUGUUCGUUUGGCCAAAUUGCUGUUACAUUGGUAAGCGACAUGGUUACAACCGAAGCAGACAAAUUAUUAAAUACUUGCUACAAGCUUCAAAAUAAAUUUGACCAUCAAUCCUAUCAGUACCAAGAAUUGCAAUCGCUUGUUUCCCAUAUUGCAAACACUGGAAUACGUUUUACAGCUGCAGAUUUUUUUGAAAUUAAACUGUCAACCCUCCUAUCGGCGUUUUUGACUUCAACCACUUACUUUGUGGCACUAGUGCAGUUUUAUCAGAUAUAGAAGUACCCGAGGAAGUACCUAAUUACAUAUUGAUAACUGUUUUAUCUAGAAAUGUUACCACUAGGGCUCUUUUACGCUGGAGAGUGCGCACUCUUCAGUUAAAUUCCACGCGAUUGCGAAAAACGCGUAUAUCGUACCAAUCACAGAAGAAUUCUGAAUGUUUAGAAAAUCAUAGUAUCAGGCGCAUAAUAUUGGAUUCAUCUUUUUACAACUUGGCGAAAAAAAUAUGGUCACUCUGCAGUUCUCAUACUCCCUCACGUUCUAUAGAAAAAUGAGAAUCCACUGGAAAGAUUUUCAAAUACUGGUAGGAUGUUGAUCAUGACCUCGUUCUAUAUGACUUACAACUGUGGAAUAUGAUUUGCUCAAAUGAUUUGCAGUACGACUAAAGCAGCCGAAUUGUUUAUAUUAAUUACUUUAUACAAAAAUUCAAUGAGAUGCAGACACUAUAGAAGUUUAACAGCCGUAUUCAUAGUCAAUUGCAGCGAGUCGCCAGGGAUUCGCCGUGUGCUGGGCCAAAUACAGCGACUCGCUGGCGAUUGACUAUGAAUACGGCUGUAAGUGUUGCAACUAACAAAUUUAAUUGGUGCUGAAAGUAGUUCUAGUUACAUAAUACUAAAAUUAACUCAGCGUUGCAAAUAAAUGUUUUUGUCCUUAAAAUAACUAUUUUAUUCGUUACCCUUUUUGCCACGUGUAGAAUCUCUAUUUAGGUUCUGGUAACUUGAUGGAUCAAGGAGUUAUUGUAUUUUUCGUUUCUAUAAUAUUCAGUAUUAAUAAGGAAGGGUCUUCAAUUGCCAUUAGUUCUUCCGAAAGAUUACUGGUGAGAG
This is a messenger RNA of Ceutorhynchus assimilis (cabbage seed weevil), 5046 nucleotides long. Lineage: Eukaryota; Metazoa; Arthropoda; Insecta; Coleoptera; Curculionidae. The record is from the annotation of a GenBank genome assembly.